This is a messenger RNA of Dimorphilus gyrociliatus, 850 nucleotides long. NCBI's taxonomy places the organism in Eukaryota, Metazoa, Annelida, Polychaeta, Dinophilidae. The record is from the annotation of a GenBank genome assembly.
GAUGACCGAUUACUACCGGCUCUUGAACAAGAGUGGAGGUUACGUAUGGCUUCAAACUUGCGCAACGGCCGUCUACAGUUCCAAGCACAGCGACGAACAAAAUAUCAUUGCUGUCAAUUAUGUCCUCAGUGGAGUCGAGCGGGGCAACUGCGUCUUAGAUAGUCGUCAAUUACCGUUUGCAUCACCCAUAACGUCGGUCACACCGGAGCCCUCUAAGGUCAAGGACGGUCCAGUAACGGAAGCGCUGGAGGUGUUGUACAAAGAAGAAGAGAAAGGUGUUGGUCGAAGGAAAAUGGAUAAGCCAAAGAAGAGAGGAAGAAAAUUUCACCAAAAUACGGAGGAAGAGGAGGAGGAAGAAGAGGAUGAAGAGCUUGAAGAAGAAGAAAAAAGAACAUCUCCAACCAAACUUGUGUCGACACCUUCUCAACAAGAUUUGGCCAAAGUAUCUCCUGGUGUUGGUGACGCCGCUCCUAAUUCGUCAGUUAGGGAUCUAGAAGAGGCAAUGAACCGCCAUCUACCAACUGAAGAGACACCCGGUAUUCUCCCUGCGUCGCAUCUUUUGAGAUCACUUUACGCCAAUCGAGAAUCAGUAAUCCGCAGUAAUUACUCUAGUCGAACUGCAUUGGCUAAUAACUAUACCGAAUCGUACGUGCCGCCUUAUCCCACACCGGACUAUUCGGCGGAUCAAUAUUGUCAUGGUUACGACGCUUUCAAAUCUUAUGCUUCUUCUUUACCCAGUCAGACGUUCAACUACGAGAGGGGAUACGGUGCAGGGUAUUAUCCCCCAUCCUUUUACGCCCCUUCUCCGCCUACUGCCCACCAUAAGCCACCUACUAAUGCUAGCUGGUGA